This is a messenger RNA of Aspergillus puulaauensis, 1728 nucleotides long. RefSeq names its product siderophore transporter. Gene Ontology annotation, cellular component: endosome; vacuolar membrane. Gene Ontology annotation, molecular function: siderophore-iron transmembrane transporter activity. Lineage: Eukaryota; Fungi; Ascomycota; Eurotiomycetes; Eurotiales; Aspergillaceae. The transcript has a single exon. Bases 1 to 1728 code for a protein of 575 amino acids. Gene Ontology annotation, biological process: transmembrane transport; intracellular iron ion homeostasis. The record is from RefSeq and is a predicted model, not a curated record.
AUGUCGUUCGCAUCGCCGAGCGAAAAGCACCCUGGCACGACUGCCGCGGCCAAUGCAGAGCCCUCAGAUGCAGGCCGUCGCCAGCUUGACACCAAGUCUCCUGGGGUUGUUCGAAUCGAAGCGAUUGCGGCCCACCUUGGCCCAGUAACGCGCACAAUCCUCUUCGCCGGCCUCUUUCUCCUAGGAUAUGCCUUUGGUCUCCAUGGAGUUCUCCGCGGCGUCUAUCAGACCUAUGCCACCGCCAGCUACAGCGACCACUCGCUGCUCUCGACUGUGAAUGUCAUCCGCACCGUCUUCGCCGCUGCUGCCCAGCCGACGACCGGGAAGCUCGCUGAUGCCUUUGGCCGCGUCGAGACUCUGGCACUGUCCGUCGUUCUCUACUUGGUGGGCUCUAUCGUCGAGGCCACUUCGAAUGGGGUCAGCUCGUUCAGCGCUGGGGCAGUGCUUUACACUCUCGGGUUCACAAUCGUCCAGACCCUGGUCGAGGUCCUCAUUGCCGAUGUGACAUCUACGCGCGUCCGGCUGCUCGCCUCCUACGUGCCGAACCUGCACUUCAUCAUCACCGCCUGGGUGUCGGGCAACAUUUCCUCCGCCGUCUUGGGCGCCACGACCUGGAGAUGGGGAAUCGGCAUGUGGUGCAUUGUCUUCGCGGUGCUUGUCAUCCCCGUGGUCGCUACCCUGACCUACCUCGAUCUGUGCGCCCGUCGAAGCUCUUCCACCACCGGCAGUGCGCCUCGAUGGAUCCCAAUGAAGCAGCUCUUCUGGCAGCUCGAUGUCCCCGGAAUCGCCCUCCUCAUCGCCUCCCUGGCCCUGCUACUCACCCCGCUGACCAUCGCUGGAGGAGAAAGUCCCAAGUGGCGCACCGCCCACGUUAUCGCCCCGCUGGUCAUUGGCUUCCUGUGUAUUCCGGUCUUUGUCUUCUGGCAAAUGCGAGCGCCACACCCUUUGGUUCCGUUCUCGUUCCUCAAGGACCGCGGUGUCUGGGGUGCCCUGGGAAUCGCUGCGUUCAUGAACUUUGCCAACUCGAUGCAGUCCAACUACCUGUACACUGUUCUGAUUGUGGCCUUUGACUUUUCAAUCGCCGCCGCGACUCGCAUCGCAACUCUGUUCAUGUUCACCUCGUUCCUUGUGGGCCCGAUCUGCGGUAUCCUCGUCUACCGCAUCCGCCGCCUCAAAUACUUCAUCAUCGCCGGCACUGUCCUCUUCAUGGUCGGCUUCGGUCUUCUCAUUCGAUACCGCAGCGGCUCAUCCGGCUCCGACCAUGCAGGCGUCAUUGCUGCAGAGGUCAUCCUCGGUGUUGGAGGGGGCAUGACACCUUAUGCUUCCCUUGCCUCAAUGCAGGCAUCGCUCAAGCACGAAACCCUCGGUGUGAUGACCGGACUCUUCCUCGCCUUCCACAGUAUUGGAAAUGCCUUUGGUACCAGCGUUGCCGGCGCGAUGUGGUCACAGCUCCUACCGUCCUCGCUUGCCAGAAACCUCGGCGACGCAACCCUUGCCGCUCAGGUUUACGGCAACCCCUUCGCAGUCGUCGCUCAGUUCCCGGUUGGAACAGAGGUCCGCACCGCAGUCGUCGACAGCUAUCAGCAUGUGCAGCGGUACCUUUGCAUCACCGGGUUGUGUCUGUCCAUUCCGAUGAUUGGGUUCGCGUUCUGUCUGAGAAACCCCGUCCUCGGUCGCGAUCAGUCACUCGUUGACAAGAAAGAGGAGAUUGCCGACGAGAGAGCAUAG